This is a messenger RNA of Manacus vitellinus (golden-collared manakin), 1515 nucleotides long. It is a transcript of the gene CPO, whose product is annotated as carboxypeptidase O. Gene Ontology annotation, molecular function: metallocarboxypeptidase activity; zinc ion binding. Gene Ontology annotation, biological process: proteolysis. The record is from RefSeq and is a predicted model, not a curated record. NCBI's taxonomy places the organism in Eukaryota, Metazoa, Chordata, Aves, Passeriformes, Pipridae.
AUGAAGUUAAUGAUUCAACAAGGGCAGAUUUCUUCCUGGAUAAGUCUAUUAUAUAUUAUAAUUGUACAAAUCAAGUGUUCAGUUCAGAUCUAUCCUCCUCCUCUCUAGCCUGCACUGUCGGUGCUUUGCACAAAGAUGUGGCUUUCUCUUGGGAUCGUCUUUUCUCUGGGGAUGCUAAUUCCUGGAAAACUCAGCUUGAAAUUGCAGUAUGACAGGGAUCAGGUUUUGCAUAUUGUGCCAGAAACAUUUCAGCAAGUCCAGCAUCUUCAGCUUCUUCACAGUACUUUACUGCUGGAUUUGUGGAAGCCCUUGAUGCCUGAAUAUAUCACGGCUGGAGAAGACCUGCACAUAAGGGUCCCAGCCCCUCUGGUGCAGGAGGUGAAAGACAGCUUAGAUCAGCAUAUGAUCUCUUACAGGGUCCUAAUACCUGAUGUACAGGAACUUGUGGAUCUGAGCAUGCCAAGGGAGAGGAGCAGCCAUAAACAGGUCCGAGAAGGUUACGUCUACACCCAGUAUCAUCCAAUGGAAGAGAUUUAUGAAUGGAUGACUCAGAUCCAGGAGAACUACAGUGAGCUGGUCACUCAGAACUUCCUGGGGAUGACAUUUGAGAAUCGACCAAUGUAUUAUCUACAGAUCAGUCAACCAUCAAAUAAACCCAAAAAGAUAAUUUGGAUGGACUGUGGGAUUCAUGCCAGAGAAUGGAUCUCUCCAGCCUUCUGUCAGUGGUUUGUGAAAGAAAUUCUUCAAAAUUACAAAUCUGACCCAAAGAUUAGAAGAUUUCUGCAGCAUUUGGAUCUCUAUGUCUUGCCAGUCCUCAAUAUUGAUGGCUACAUCUAUUCCUGGAAAACAGAUCGUUUGUGGAGGAAAAACCGUUCUCCAUAUAUGAAUGGCACCUGCUAUGGGACAGAUCUGAACCGAAACUUCAAUUCAUCCUGGGGCAGUAUUGGUGUUUCUUUUGACUGCAGCAGUAAUAUCUUCUGUGGCUCUGAACCAGAAUCAGAACCUGAGACAAGAGCUGUGGCUGAGUUUAUCAGGAGGAAGAAGAGUGACAUUGCAUGCUUUUUAACAAUCCACUCCUAUGGACAGCUCAUCCUCAGUCCAUAUGGUUCCACAACUAAACCUCCAAGUAACAAUGAAGAACUGAUGCAAGUUGGAAAGAAAGCAGCUGCUGCACUGACAGGAAAGUAUGGCACCAGCUAUAAAGUAGGACCACCCUCUUUAAUUUUAUACAAUAACUCAGGCUCCUCACGGGACUGGGCCCACAUGAUUGGUAUUCCUCUCUCCUACACAUUUGAACUGCGAGACAAUGGUACUUAUGGAUUUCUUCUCCCCGCUGACCAGAUCCAGCCCACAUGUGAGGAGACUAUGUUGGCUGUGACAACUAUCAUGGACUAUGUAUAUCAGGAGUACUUGCCAGCUGGGGCUGUGGUUCUGACCUGCAGCAGCCUGGCCCUGAGCCUUUGCCUGAGUAUUGUACUUACAUGGACUGUUUCUUAAAAAUGGCUUAGAGAGCCC